AUGGAUAUUCAUGUUCUUCAAAGCCAGCCCGCCCAGAAGGUCGCGUUUAAAGACUCUUCCACGGUUCGUGUGGGUAAUAAACUUGUUCGCAAUCAGCCACCCACCCAGCCCUCUGCUAUGCGACCCAAGCGUAAUUCAAACGCUGUAAAAAGUAAUGUACAGACUGCAAGUGAGGCGGGAGUUGUUGUUCCACCCGCCCCACCCACGAGUUGUCAUUUGGUCCACGGCGGGUUCCAGCCGCGCCUUCCGACUUCGCUGCCGCCCCCAGGGCAGCAGCAGCAGCCGUCGCCGCUACCACGCCGACAGCCCGUCCCGUUGAUGCCUCCCGCGCAGCUUCAUACGGGAGCGCCCCGGGUGGUCGCUCCGGCGCCUGCGGUUCCUCUUCAGUCGCCGCCACCUUCGGAGCUGAUGGACGUCGACCCCUCAGCCGGGCCGCCUUCCCAAGCGGUGGCUGUGCAGCCUGUCCUACAGCCGCUUUCCUUGGGCACCCCCAAGGAGUCUGACACCGCAGCGCCUUGUCCGGCGCCCACUCAGCAGCCGUCGACGCAGCGUCAGGAGACGCUGCCUCUCUUCGUGGGUCCCGACGCUCCGUCGCGUCCAGUACCAGAAGCUGCACCCGUGGUCACAGGCGUGCACCCUGCCCUCGGUUUUCAGUCGGUGUUUCCCGAGGCCCCGCGCAGCCAAUGCUGGGAGAACUCUGCCGAGGACCCAAUGGGUGUGCCAGAGGCGUAG
This is a messenger RNA of Schistocerca nitens (vagrant locust), 732 nucleotides long. Its product is annotated as proline-rich protein 2-like. Bases 1 to 732 code for a protein of 243 amino acids. The transcript has 3 exons. NCBI's taxonomy places the organism in Eukaryota, Metazoa, Arthropoda, Insecta, Orthoptera, Acrididae. The record is from RefSeq and is a predicted model, not a curated record.